AUGUCUCCACGCAAAGCUAUGAAGUUCUUCGAUGAUGAGCAAGAAGAAUGGCUCAAAACCAAGGUCGACGGCUUCAAGCAAUCAAUGGGCAAAGAAAUUGAGCGCAAACUCUGGUAUGCGAUGCUACGUAAGGAGUGGAGUGAUAGGUGGGAUCUCAAACCAGAACAGCUCCAUAUGUUUCCCACCUACUUCAGAAAUGCCCUCCUCAAAUGCGGCACCUAUAAAGUAACAAAGCCCAGGAACCAAACUCGAACUCAUCGCAAGGCGUUUCACACUAGAUCUUCAGCUUCAGCCCUGAAGCUGAAGGACGAGAAACGCGGCUCCUCUCGGGUCACAGAACCUGCCGCCCGCUCUUGUAUGCGUCGCUCUGGUGCCCGCACCAGAGCUGAGGUCCGAGAGCUUCGUUCACUACUGGCACCCACUUCUCGCCAUCAAUACAAACGAACUUUAUCUUCUCGGGGCGACGAGGGCUUAGCACCUCCUUCGGCUGCCUUGUCGUCCUCUGGUACUCCAAACAUUGCCCUCGAUGACGAAAUGAUAGACCAACUUGCCUCAGACGACGAAAUGAUAGACCAACUUGCCUCAGGCGACGAAAUGAUAGACCAGCUUGCCUCAGACGACGACGGGAACACUCUCUUGACGCAAACUCCAUGGUAA
Molecule: messenger RNA, 657 nt
Organism: Pleurotus ostreatus (oyster mushroom)
Lineage: Eukaryota; Fungi; Basidiomycota; Agaricomycetes; Agaricales; Pleurotaceae
Exons: 2
Coding region: 1-657 (218 amino acids)
Source: RefSeq, a predicted model, not a curated record